Messenger RNA from Etheostoma cragini (Arkansas darter), 2540 nucleotides. It is a transcript of the gene lcp1, whose product is annotated as lymphocyte cytosolic protein 1 (L-plastin). The record is from RefSeq and is a predicted model, not a curated record. Gene Ontology annotation, cellular component: cytoplasm; actin filament bundle; actin filament. Lineage: Eukaryota; Metazoa; Chordata; Actinopteri; Perciformes; Percidae. Bases 16 to 2034 code for a protein of 672 amino acids. Gene Ontology annotation, biological process: actin filament network formation; actin filament bundle assembly. The transcript is spliced from 16 exons. Gene Ontology annotation, molecular function: actin filament binding; calcium ion binding.
CAUAGAUUUGAAUACAUGCUUUGUUGCCCUGCUUUUGGAGGCGACCCAGUGCCUGUCGAGCCGCGAGCAGCCAGACAGACGGACCAGCUGAGGACAAGAAAGAGAAAAAUAAUCCUCCACACACAGAGAUCCAUCCUUGCCUACCUCACCUCUCAGUUUCAGGCUCCCAACAUGGCCGCCGCGGCGCCGAUCACCCCGGAGGAGCAGGAGGAACUUAGAGAAGCUUUUGCCAAGAUUGAUGUUGACAACAACGGAUUCAUCAGCAAGGACGAGCUCACAGCGCUUUUCCGCGCGGCCAAUUUGCCGCUGCCGGGCUACAGGGUACGCGAGAUCGUCCAGGAGCUUACCAAGACCAGCGACCAGCUCACCCUGGAAGAGUUCACGCAGAUCGUCCACGGGCUGAAGAGCAGCGAGGUGGCACAGACCUUCAGGAAGGCAAUCAAUAAGAAAGAGGGAAUCUUUCACGUGGCGGGAACCUCGGAGCAGUCGGGCACCCAGCACUCGUACUCCGAGGAAGAGAAGGUGGCCUUCGUGAACUGGAUCAAUAAAGCUCUGGAGAAGGACGCAGACUGCAAACACGUCCUGCCCAUGGAUCCUAACAGCGAUGACCUGUUCACCGCCAUGGGAGAUGGGAUCGUGUUCUGUAAGAUGAUCAACCUGUCUGUGCCUGAUACCAUCGAUGAGAGAACCAUCAACAAGAAGAAGCUCACACCGUUCACCGUCCAGGAGAACCUGAACCUGGCUCUGAACUCGUCGUCGGCCAUCGGCUGCCACGUGGUGAACAUUGGAGCCGAGGACAUCAAGGAGGGCCGACAGCACCUGGUGCUCGGUCUGCUCUGGCAAAUCAUCAAGAUUGGGCUGUUCGCCGACAUUGAGCUCAGCAAGAACGAAGCUCUGGUUGCCCUGCUGCGUGACGGAGAGAGUCUGGAGGAUCUGAUGAAACUGUCCCCUGAGGAGCUGCUGCUGCGCUGGGCCAACUAUCACUUGGAGGCGGCCGGCGGCCCUAAGAUCAGUAACUUCAGCUCCGACAUCAAGGUGAGCACUCAUCAUCAUCAUUAUCAUAAUAAUAAUAAUAAUACCUUUAAGGGGAAUGAGAGGGGAGAAAAGAGCAGGCCGGAUGUUGCUCUGCAGGAGAAAGACGACGUGAAGCGAGCUGAGUGCAUGCUGGAUCAGGCCGACCGGCUCGGAGCCCGACAGUUCGUCAUGCCAACGGAUGUCGUCCGCGGAAACCCCAAACUGAACCUGGCUUUCGUUGCCAAUUUGUUCAACAAGUACCCGGCUCUGAAGAAACCCGAGAACCAGGAUUUUGACUGGAGCUCCAUCGAAGGGGAAACCAGGGAGGAGCGGACCUUCAGGAACUGGAUGAACUCGCUUGGGGUCAACCCUCGGGUCAACCACCUCUACGUAGACAUUGAUGACGCCCUGGUGAUCUUUCAGUUGUACGAGAAGAUUAAGGUCCGAGUGGACUGGGACCAAGUCAACAAGCCGCCCUACCCCAAACUGGGCAGCAACAUGAAGAAGCUGGAGAACUGCAACUACGCAGUCAAGUUAGGAAAGGACGUGGCCAAGUUCUCUCUGGUGGGCAUUGCCGGCCAGGACCUGAACGCUGGGAAUCGAACCCUCACCCUUGCUCUGCUCUGGCAGCUCAUGAGGAGAUACACGCUGAACAUCCUGGAGGACCUGGGCGACGGACAGAAGGUGACCGACGACACCAUCGUGUCCUGGGUCAACGACACUCUCACACACGCCGGGAAACCCAAAAUCUCCAGUUUCAAGGACUUGUCCAUCAGCAGCAGCAUGCCGGUUCUGGACCUGAUUGACUCCAUCCAGCCCGGAUCGAUCCGAUACGACCUGGUGAAGACAGAAGACCUGACGGAGGAUGAGAAACUCAACAACGCAAAGUACGCCAUCUCCAUGGCAAGAAAGAUCGGCGCUCGGGUGUACGCGCUGCCGGAGGACCUGGUGGAGAUCAAACCCAAGAUGGUGAUGACGGUGUUCGCCUGCCUCAUGGCGCGUGGCAUGAAGAUAGCCUGAAGAACACAGACACCCAAAAUAUUCACACACAAGAAGAAUGGAAGAUAAAUUAUGGGACGCAUUCAAAAACAUCAAUGUCUCAAAAUAAAAACGACAUUGGAAAGAAAAGUUCAGUAAAACCACUGCAGUCUUUUAAAAGAAGUUUUAUUAAACUUAAUUUCAAAUUACAUUACAAAUUCUCGUAAGAACAAAACAUUUCAUUUUGCAAAGCAACAAUGCUCCUUUACAUACAUAAAUAAAUAAAAUAAAGUACAUAGUACAAACAUAAUAAAUGAAAUACCCCACAGCAGUCUGUUACAGAUAUUCCUCACAUACAGUGGUUUGAAUAAGUUUACACCCCCAUGCUAAAGUUAAUUAAAACGAGGAAUAAAAAAACAUGUUUUGUAAAUUAAUCUUAAUGCCUUAAUUCAAAAAAUUUAGGAAAAUCCAACCUUUUAAAGACACCAAUUUUAUUUGGAAAUGAAGAAUGUAUUGUGAAUAAAUAAAUGUCCUUCCUUAAAACACAG